UAUCACUUCUACUAAUUGUCAUCUCCUUUUCUUCUUUACUUGUCCAUGACCCACUGUUGCUGGUAGCUCGUUAUCCUAGAAGGUCCGGGGCUGUUUGGUAAGCUCCUCCCAAAAGAAGCUGACUGGGACGUUUGCUCCAGCGCAAAUCGUAACCCUGGCAAGCUGCCUAGGCAAACAAGGCCUAAAAGACUCGGGGCUGUUGGUCCUUCUGACUUCUUCACCCGCAAGCUUCCAUUUGAGGAAGACAAUCUUGAGCAGUCAUGGCUUCUCCAGCCCUCCACCCGGUCAAACCAGGACUGGUCGACCCAAGACGACCUGGAGAAUACCCCAUUAUUCUCGGCGACAGCCUGAAAGGCCGUGAAAGCUCGAAUGGCUUUGUGAACAUUCGUUACAACUGGCAGCCAAAAUCUGGGUUCAAGUCGCGCGACAGCAAACUUGCAAAAUCCGGCGACAAAUAUCAACUCGUCGUUCAAGGCGAAGACUCAGAUGAUGGAGAAUACCAAUAUGACGGGACACUCGAAUCACAAGAAUCUGGCAAGGGCGAUGAGAAACCUAGCUCAUUGGCUCUCAUAUUCGACAAAUCCAAAUCGGCAUUCGUCCUGGAAUCGAUUUCUUCGUCCCUCGACAUGAACCUCAAAUCCGGCCCAGGACAGUCCUCAAGAGAUGCCCGUGACCUCCCACGAUUACCCACGACUUAUCGUCCUUCUCGACUUUCUGCACAAGCAGACUCUGAUGGAGGCACCUCCCCUUCGGCGGAUAACGAAACACCAGACCCUUCCAACCCCUACGACUUCCGGCACUUUCUAGCCGAAGCACGCGAAAACAUGGAGAAGUCCGCACAGCCAGGAAAUCGAACACCAAUCCCAGGCGCAAUGACUCCAUUAAGCGGCAUAUCCACGCCCGUCCCAGGCUCAAGCCGUUUCAAGGCCACGACACCACAGUUCCGACCUACCUCGAAACCACCAACAAAGGGCGGGAAAAGCCCUGAUCCCCCACGCGCCCGCGGCUCGUCCGGUCCUUCCAAGACCGGGCCAAAACGAGACACCACAAAACCCUCCUCAUCUUCAGCGCAACCACUUAGUAAACCUCGCAUCACCGACUCCGAUGAUGAAGACGACGACGAAGCAGCUAGUACAAUCGACGUAUCUCGGAUCGUCUCCAGACCUUCUAGCACCUCGACCAAGCCGACGACAAGCAAAUCCACACAUCCACCAGCCCGCAGGGGCCAUCAUGCGCGGACAAUAUCCGCCAACAUCGGCAGCUCGCCUCACAUCAUCAUCAAUGACGACGACGGCGACCUGCAAAUCGACAUGGGCAGCCCUCCGCCCGAAGACCGUGCCAGGCGCACACGUGUCGAUCCGGAGAUGUUCCGCAGCCACACGGGCACGCCUGUCGGCGGUCUCAGUGCAAACCACAACCGACCCUCCUCUAGACCGCUAUCUCGCGCCGCCGCAGCCACCGAGAACGACAGGAUUCGCCGGGACCGGGACCGAGACCGAGACCGGGACGUGACGAUGAAGGACAUCGAAGCCGCGUCCACCAACUCCGACGACGAGGACGGGGACGUCGAGGAAUUCGAGCUCGGCAGUCCACGAGACAAGAGGCUGGGUGUCAGGGCCGGUGGGGAUGUAUCUAUGAUGGACGAUAACGAGGACGCGCAGAGGCAGACUGCGGCGUCGGCGCCGACACCGCCAGCCCCGGUGGUGAAGAACAAGGACGACGACGACGAUGAUGACGACGCAGAUCUUCUCGAAGCCGCGCUGGAGGCUGCGCUGGAGGAGGAAGAUGAGCAGGCGGGGCACGGUGUCGGAUUGGGGAUCGGGAUGGGCGCCCAGGAUGAUGAGAGCGAGGUCAGUGAGGAGGAAUAGUGGGCUCUACCUGUCUGAUCUAGAUUUUUCUUGACUUUCCCAUUCCGGGGCCGCGCCAAUAGAUAUGUCCAACGUCGAUGCAACAUCUAUUCAAGCUUGGGUGGAGUGGUUGCAAGCGAUGCAAGGCUUGGAUGGUGUACGCUACGAGAGGCCGUGCUCGACAUGAGCACGUUGACAACUGAGGGAGAUAGACGCCUGAUUUCGCACACCGGCCAGGUGUUGGCGCUAACAUAGCAGUAAACUCUCAUGCACAGGUCAACGAGGAUAAGAGAGCCAUAUGGACCGAAAGAAGCUUGCCGAUUUGAAUCUCAUGCUUUUCACUGUCUGGG
This is a messenger RNA of Exophiala xenobiotica, 2197 nucleotides long. RefSeq lists its product as uncharacterized. The coding region runs from base 261 to 1868 and encodes 535 amino acids. The transcript has a single exon. Lineage: Eukaryota; Fungi; Ascomycota; Eurotiomycetes; Chaetothyriales; Herpotrichiellaceae. The record is from RefSeq and is a predicted model, not a curated record.